AUGAGCCUGCUACUCGCCGCCUCCGCCAGCGCCGCAGCAUUCCUCGUUCCUCACGCCACGCACCCGCUCGCCCUUGCCGGCCGCUCGCGGCGGGCAGCAGACGCUGUGAGUACAAUAGCAGUCUUUGGUGCGUCGGGUCGCACUGGCAGCGAGGUGGUGCUUCAGGCGCUGGAGCGCGGCGAGGAGGUCAGCUGCCUAGUCCGCGAUCGAAUCCGGUUGACGGCGCCACGAGACCAUGCCGAGAUGGACCUCCGCAAGGGGUCGAUGCACAAUUUCAGCCCCUAUAUGAACGACAAGAUGGUAAGGACGGAGGGUUCGGUGCUCAACCGCGCGGAUGUGGAUGACGUCUUCGAUGGCAACAAUAUCACGGGCGUGGUCGUCGCGCUCGGUGGCAAGACACGGGAGGUCGGGCCGACGCUGCUUUUCGAUGGCACGACCCACAUAAUUGCGGCGUGCAAAGCGCACGGCGUCAAGCGCAUCUGCGUUGUCUCGACUGUUGGGGCGGGCGACUCCAUGGACCAGGCGCCAUGGACCUUCAAGCUCCUGAUGAAGACGAUGAUGCAGAAAAUCAUGGACGACAAGAAUGCGCAGGAGGGCCUCUUCUUGGACGGGCCCGGCGCCGACCUUGAGUUCUGUAUCGUGCGCCCCGGCGGCCUCAAGCAGGGCGCUCCGACCGGCAUCGUGAACGUGAUCGAUGGCGAGGCAGGUGCCAUCAACCGUGCCGACCUGGCGGCGUUCUGCUUGGAUGCGGUCCUCGAUCCCGACUUCGCGCAUCUCCAGCAAGCAGUCUGCAUCUCGAGCGAUAUGGGCAGCGGCUUCAAAAGCCUGAUGUCUGACAAGACGAUGUCACGCAUGGGCUCGGAGCUGGCGCGCCCACUUGAGGACGCAAACCCGUUUGGGUUUUAG
This is a messenger RNA of Emiliania huxleyi CCMP1516, 906 nucleotides long. RefSeq lists its product as hypothetical. NCBI's taxonomy places the organism in Eukaryota, Haptophyta, Isochrysidales, Noelaerhabdaceae. Bases 1 to 906 code for a protein of 301 amino acids. The transcript has a single exon. The record is from RefSeq and is a predicted model, not a curated record.